AUGCAUAUCCCAUCUCUCUUCGUCGACCCAUUCUCCCCUCUCCUGAAGCAUCCCACGGAGCAACGUCUCAAGAAUGUAGCACACGCUCCAAAACGCCCAUGCAACCUCACGAUGGCUGAGAAGCAGCUCGCCGUUCGCAACGCUCUCCGCUACAUCCCAAAAAAGCAUCACGCUCUUCUCGCCAAGGAAUUCGCAGAGGAGCUCAACACUUACGGCCAUAUUUAUGGGUAUCGAUUCAUGCCAAACUUUGAUUUGUAUGCACCGCCGGUGUCGGAGAUCGGAGCCAAUUGUGAGAAAGCGUCGGCGAUAAUUCUGAUGAUUCUGAAUAAUUUGGACAAGAGAGUGGCUCAGUUUCCACAGGAAUUGGUGACUUAUGGAGGGAAUGGUCAAGUUUUCAGCAACUGGAUCCAAUUCCGUCUUGUCCUCCGCUACCUCUUUACCAUGACAGACCAUCAAACCCUGGUCCUCUACUCUGGACACCCACUAGGACUAUUCCCUUCUACACCGGACUCUCCCAGAAUGACUGUCACUAAUGGAAUGAUGAUCCCAAGCUACUCUACCAAAGAGUUGUAUGACAAGUACUUUGCUUUGGGAGUCACUCAAUACGGUCAGAUGACUGCUGGAAGUUUUUGUUAUAUUGGACCACAGGGGAUUGUGCAUGGGACUACGAUCACCGUUCUCAACGCCGGUCGCCGUAUGGGUCUCUCCUCUCUCGCCGGAAAAGUGUUCGUCACUGCAGGCCUCGGAGGAAUGAGUGGUGCUCAACCGAAAGCAGCGAAGAUUGCAGGAUGCAUCGGAGUCAUUGCUGAAAUAAGUGAGACGGCGUUGUUGAAGAGACAUCAACAGGGAUGGCUGGAUGUUUAUUCGAAAGAUCUGGAGGAAAUUGUGAAUUGGAUCAAGGAGUAUAGGGAGAAGAAAGCGGCGAUUAGUAUUGGUUACUUGGGAAAUGUGGUGGAUUUGUGGGAACGUCUCGCCGAGGAACCCGAAUGCCUUGUUGAGCUCGGAAGUGACCAAACUUCCCUCCAUAACCCAUUCCUUGGAGGAUUCUACCCUGCAGGUCUCACCUUCGAAGAAUCUAACGAGCUUAUGACAACUGACCCCGCGAAAUUCAAAAAACUUGUUCAAGACUCUCUAAUCCGUCAGAUCGCCGCAAUCGACAAGAUUGCUGCUAAAGGAAUGUACUUCUGGGAUUACGGUAACGCGUUCCUUUUGGAGUGCCACAGAGCUGGAGCCAACUUGCUGAGAGAGGAUGCUCAAGAUGAUAAGUCCUUUAGAUAUCCAAGUUAUAUGCAGGAUAUUAUGGGCGACAUUUUCUCAAUGGGUUUCGGACCAUUCCGCUGGGUUUGUACUUCUGGGAAACCUGAAGAUUUGAGAUUGACGGAUCAGACAGCGUGCAAGAUUAUUGAUCAGUUGAAGGAGACUAAUGUUCCGGAGUACGUGAAACAGCAGUAUCUGGACAACAAAAAAUGGAUAGAGGAGGCUGAGAAAAACGAGUUGGUCGUUGGAUCCCAGGCACGUAUACUGUAUUCCGAUCGUGCUGGAAGAGUCGCCCUGGCUGCUGCCUUUAAUGAGUUGGUCAGAACUGGAAAGGUGUCUGCACCAAUUGUGAUUUCUCGUGAUCAUCAUGAUGUGUCUGGAACGGAUUCUCCAUUCCGUGAGACAUCGAAUGUAUACGAUGGAAGCGCGUUUACAGCGGAUAUGGCGGUUCAGAAUUGUAUUGGAGACUCCUUCCGUGGCGCCACGUGGGUUGCUCUUCACAAUGGAGGAGGUGUUGGGUGGGGUGACGUCAUCAACGGAGGCUUCGGGCUGGUUCUUGAUGGGUCACCUGACGCGUCCCGUCGUGCGGAGGGUAUGUUGAACUGGGAUGUUCCGAAUGGAGUCGCCCGUCGUUCUUGGUCUGGGAAUGCCAAGGCGCAGGAAGCGAUCCGUCGUGCGGAGCAGCAAGUCGAUGGGAUGAAAGUGACGAUUCCAGUGGAGGCGGAUGAGGAGUUGUUGAAGACUUUGAAGUUUUGA
Caenorhabditis remanei is the source of this 2013-nucleotide messenger RNA. RefSeq lists its product as uncharacterized. Gene Ontology annotation, molecular function: urocanate hydratase activity. Lineage: Eukaryota; Metazoa; Nematoda; Chromadorea; Rhabditida; Rhabditidae. The coding region runs from base 1 to 2013 and encodes 670 amino acids. Gene Ontology annotation, biological process: L-histidine catabolic process. The record is from RefSeq and is a predicted model, not a curated record. The transcript is spliced from 8 exons.